AUGAUUCAGACAGCAAAGAUUCCCAACUUGAUCCGCGCUCAAGAUUCGUUCAUGCCGAUCGAUUCGAGGGGAUUUCUGUCGAAUUGUGCAAUCAAAAAAGACCGAAACGUCAUUUCUUGCGAAGAUGUAAAAGAGCCCACCAAUACAGCCGAUGCCGAUAUUGAAGAAGCAGUCACUACCAGUCGACCACUGGCUGUGAGGGGUCAAGGAAACUACAUGUACCUGGAUGAUGGCCGCGAAAUAUUGGACUCCUGUGGUGGUGCCGCCGUGGCUUGCCUUGGACACGGGGUACAAGAGGUCAUUAACGCCAUGAUGAGCCAAGCGGCUGAUAUAUCCUAUGUUCCAUGGGGAUUCUUCGAAAAUAGAGCUAAACUAGCUUUGGCCCAAUGGCUUUCCAGAAGCUCAGGGGGGCAUUUUCAGAAGACUUACAUAACAUGCUCUGGAUCGGAGGCUGUCGAAGGAGCCAUGAAGCUAGCUCGAGAGUACUUCGUCUGGAAAGGGCAGCCCCAGCGCGUGAACUACAUCUCCCGUGAAGAGUCCUAUCAUGGAAUCACCAUUGGCUCUCUGAGUUUGGGUGGGCACCUGUCAAGGCGGGCACCUUUCGAAGACUUACUUCUGUCCAAAAUAUAUCGCAUCCCUGCUUGCAAUGCCUAUCGACAACGACGCCAGGGUGAGACAGAUACGGCCUACGUCGCUAGGAAAGCGUUGGAAUUGGAAAACAUGUUCCAAAAACUCGGCCCGGAGACAGUUGUGGCCUUUAUUGCCGAACCCGUAGUCGGAGCUGCGUCAGGCUGUAUUCCAUCAGUUCCCGGCUACAUCAAGGCAAUGAAAGCGAUAUGCGAUAAACACGGGGCCCUGUUCAUUUUGGACGAAGUCAUGUGUGGCAUGGGAAGAACUGGAACCACACAUGCCUGGGAACAGGAAGGUGUUAUGCCAGAUAUACAGACCAUCGGCAAAGGGCUUGCAGGUGGAUAUCAGCCCGUGUCCGCUAUCUUGGUUGGAAAGAAGGUGUUCCAGGAAAUGGAGAUGAAGAAUGCAACGUUCACGCAUGGCCACACCUACCAGGACCACCCGGUCGGGUGUGCUGCGGCCUUACAGGUCCAGCAAAUCAUUCAAAGAGACAAUCUAUUGUCGAAUGUCCAAAUCCAGGGAAACCUCCUUGCAAAGCUCUUGAAGGAGAAAUUGGGUGGUCAUCCACAUGUUGGCGAUAUACGGGGCCGCGGGUUGUUCUGGGGCAUUGAGUUCGUGGAAGAUAAGGAAACCAAGAGACCGUUCGAGCCAACUCUGCAGAUAUCUCACCGUGUACACGACGCGGCCAUGGCACCGCCAAACAACCUGGCCAUAUACUAUGGCCAGGGUUGUGCUGGAGAUAAGAAAGGAGAUCAUGUCAUGAUCAUGCCUGCUUACAACAUUGACCGCGCCACAAUCGAGGUUAUUGUGGACAAGACCGUUGCCGCGGUGCAGAAGGUUUUUGCAAAGCUCCAUUAA
This is a messenger RNA of Neoarthrinium moseri, 1488 nucleotides long. RefSeq lists its product as uncharacterized. NCBI's taxonomy places the organism in Eukaryota, Fungi, Ascomycota, Sordariomycetes, Amphisphaeriales, Apiosporaceae. The record is from RefSeq and is a predicted model, not a curated record. The transcript has 2 exons. Gene Ontology annotation, cellular component: cytosol. Gene Ontology annotation, molecular function: pyridoxal phosphate binding; transaminase activity. Bases 1 to 1488 code for a protein of 495 amino acids.